AGUGGUGCCGAAGGAGCGUUCAUUUGGAUGUUGGCGUUGGGAAAUUUUUCACCGAAAGGGUAGCGAAGCGUUGGGACAGGCUGCCCAGGGAAGGGUUUGAUUUGCCAGCCUUCAGAGUAUUCCAGAAACUCGUGUGUGGUAAAAUUCACAACACUGCAGGUUUAUGUCCAAAAGGGAGACAUAACACUUAUUCAAACGUUAUUUUAAUAAAGGAAGAGGUCAUGGGGUCUCUCAAAUUGUUGGAGGAUGCAGACCCCUCUUUACCAGACACAUUUCUCAGACACAUCACCCUCUUUCUUCCUCCACUGGCUGAGGUGAAAAUGCUAAGCAGAGUCUGACCUGAGACUGAAGAAACACCUGUAUCCAGGCAGUGAUAAAAUUGCUGGGAGGGUGAAUGCAUUAGUCACUGUUCCGGUGAACUACAGGGAUGGCUGUUGUCAGCAAUGAGCUCCUCACCUUGGAUUAAUUGCAGUUUCCAAGGAGGCUGGCAGUUCUGCCCAUUUCCAUAGGAAAGGAAAUACCAAAGAGUACACUCAAAGGAGACCCUUUCCAGGAAUUUAGGAUUUGCUAUACCUAUCAGGUCAGAUAUCCUGUUCCUAGCAGCUGUCAGGACACGAUGCUUCAAAGGAAGUUGGAUGAGUUUGCAUAGCCAAAGCAUGACUAACUAAAGAUGGAGAGAACUGAGGUAAGCAUCUCUCUGCAGUGCAGGACUCAGUUUUCUGCCCGUAGGAGGAGAUCUGAUUACCCCUGGCUUAGUAAGUAAAUUGUAUAGCUGUAAUGUUAGUAGCAAUCAUAUUCAGGCUUCUACAGCUUUGCCAGGUCAUUACAUUGCCCCUUUCAGAUACCUGUUCAGCAUCUGCUAUGUUUUGCAAAGAUUUUACAACCAAUAUAGGGUAUAGGUCAAUGGGGAGAUACAAUGUAAGUUUCUGUGACCAGUUAUGUGAUUAUUCUGCAGUAUAUUUCCUGCUGGGUCCUGAUUUUUGAAACAGAUGGAAAGUGGGCAGAGAGCUGAAAGCCUGAAGACCACUCAGCUUCAGCUGCUUUCCUGCCCACAAAAUUACAAGGUCAGGCCUUCCAUAACACUUCUGAAAAGUGCCAUAUGCUAGAGAUACCACCAGUCCUUUUAAGUGUCUAUUGACUUCAAAGGCCAGACAUCUUAAAUUACCCUUCACCAAGUGUGCUACUGAGGCUUCGCAACACCAAGUAUUUUAUUCCAUGCAUUCUUGCAAUGUGCCUCAUCUUUUGAAAGCUUACAGCAUUAACUAAAUUUGUCAUCCAGAGCAAAUGGACCUAAGGUUUUCUAAAUUAUCUGAAAAUUAGGAAUUUGCUUACUUCUCAUCUGCCUUCCCCUCCUCCGUGGGAAUCAUAAGUCAUGUGGUGUUGUGCCCCUAGUACUGCUUCCUUGCUUCUAGGAAUGGGUUGACUUGAAAGUAGGUUGAUAAUUUAGUCCCACUUAUCUUUAAUUAUCUCUGCAGAAAAAUGACCCUUGAAAAUGUUGAGUAGGCAAAUAUAACAGAGAAAUAAUAACAUAUUUCAUAUACCUUCCUCAACUUGUAUAUGUUUUUUCUGAAGUGUUAGGUCCAGUAAAAUGAGAAUAUUUAUUUUAAAUUUUGUUGUGGAAAGGUAGGAAAUUAAAGAGGCUCUAUUAUUCCAAAUAGUUUCAUUUUAAAACAGAACAUUCCUUCUCCAAAUCUCUUGAGGUAUCAUACAUAUCCCUUAGCAACAGAAAAUCAAUAGAUAUAAAGGUUCCAGUUCAGUUUCCCUUGGAUGUCAUCAAGUACAUUCAAAUAUUGAAUGAUAGAUAGGCUAAUUUACACAUCUGCCAAACUGGCAUUAGCAUUUUACUAACUCCCUGCAGUGUCAUGAGGUUUAAUUAAUGGUUGUAAAGCACUCCUCUGAAUGAAAGGUAUGACUUUUUACAUUUGAGAUUAUGUAGAUCCAUAAGUUUCUGCUGUAUUUGUAACAGCUGUCUAGAAGACUAAUGGCUUUGCAGAUUUACUGCUGUACUCUGCUGCUUUCUGCUAGCCUGCAUAUUUUGCAAGUUUAGUACGGGUAGUAACUUUCAGAGAUUAAGACCAAUUAUAAGUUUGUUUACAGCUGAAAGACAUAUCUUAAUUGUUCGAGGCAAUUUCCUUGCGUUCUAGUACCUGUGACUUACACCGUGUCAAAUGAAUAUAAAGUGCACCACAUUAUUCAGAAGAAUGGUGAUUUUCAAGUAGCUGGGGAAAAAAAUAUCAAUUUAUGCAGCCUUAUUGAAACAACCCAGUGAAUAAGUGACACCUUGUCUGACUGCAGCAUCACUAGGGUGGCUGCAGGAGCAAGGUAACAUGCACUGACAUCUCUACAAAUAGGUUUAAGAUGAGUACAGUGACAAUUCAAAAUGUUUGUGUAGUUCUUAUCUGAAGGCUCUCUCUCAGUUUCUGCUUUAGCUCAAUGUGGUCUUGCAUGUCACCCCCUUGAGACUGUACCAGUCCUAAUUAAAGUUCAUGAUGGGACCAUUUUACUGAGGUAAGGUACAAAGGACUUUUUUUUUUAACUCCUUUUCCUCUGCUCUACUCUAUCAGUGUGUCUCUUGCUAAUUUGGUGUAACUGCCCAUUGUGGUGGUGGGAAAGAGAUGAGAGUGAAUGCAUGCCCUUAACUUGAGCAGCAAAGAUCUGCAGCCUCAUUCACUGAUUUUGGCCUUUGCCUUUUGGAGUGCUCCACAUCGCUCAGUAUUGUUGACUUGGUCCAAAAACAUUAUAAAUUUUUUCUAUCAGUGGUUUGAAAAGGAAAGAGAGACAAAUAGAGCACAUGGUUGCCUUGGUCACCCUGAAAGUGUCCUACUCCCACCUCCCAUGGAGCUGCUGUAUCCUGUAUUCCUGAAAGCAGGAAAACUCCCCAGCACUGCAGCUGAGCCCCAAAUAUGCCCACUGCAAUGCUGCAUGCCUUAUGCCAAAUGGACUCAGAGGUCUCCUGAGGCUGACACAGCUGUCAGAGCUUGACAGAAUGAGUAAAAACCAGAUAGGUUUUUUUAGUAUUAUCCCAUAAUUCUGUCAAAUAUAUCAAUAUUAGAUACAGAUCGAGGCAGGGUAUCCUAGGCCUAUAUAACUAACGAUUGAGUUAUUUUACUUACAGAAUGAUGUGGCUUUUGACUACGUCAAGUAGAGUGAAUCACCCAAAGUGGCAUUAUGGACUCUUUAUUGUUAUAUUGAUCCUAAAUAUUGGGGGCUGCCAACAACAACAGUUUUAAUUAUUUUUAUUUGUAUUGGCAGUGUAAAGACUAGGAAUACAGAAGCACAUAUGUGUAAAGUGUUUGGGUUUCUUCCUUGUCUUUCCUUAGGAUAACCAAUUUAGAUUCAAUUGUUCGUAGAACCCAGCAAUUCUCUGGCAUGUAUAACCAGACAUAACCCUGAAUCAAUCCAGCUGUUGACAUGUAUUUUCAUAAUUCCUUUAUUGCCUUUCUAAGACAUGCCUGGUGUUUGAAAUGCACUUUUUUUAACCAGCACCUCUUGUCUGAAGAGCUAGAAAGCAGCCCUGCAAAUAAUUAUCACCUCUGCAUCAGUGUUGGAGCAGGAAGCAAUGCUGUACCAGUGCUAGUGAAUGACUGAAAAGUAUAAAAUGGUCUUUGGAACUUCAAUUACUGAACAAUUACUCAAACCGCAGCAGUUUCACUGAUGAAGUAAGAGACCAAUUUGCAAGCAAAUGGCCUGGGAACAAAUGCAAGAGAGUUAUAUCACACAAAAUCAGUCCAGUUCUUCUAUGCAGUCCCUGUUUUGCACAACACUAUCUGCCUGUAUCAGAAUGCAGGACAAGCUGCAGACAGCCUCUGUUCCUUGAGCAGAUGUUGACGAGUGCGCAGAAGCUACGGAUGACUGUCACAUCGACGCAAUUUGUCAAAACACACCAAAAUCCUACAAAUGCAUCUGCAAGCCAGGCUACAAAGGGGAAGGGAAGCAGUGUGAAGAUAUUGAUGAGUGUGAAAACGACUUCUACAAUGGGGGUUGUGUCCACGAGUGUAUCAACAUUCCAGGCAACUACAGGUGUACGUGCUAUGAUGGAUUCAUGUUAGCCCACGAUGGCCACAACUGUCUUGAUGUUGAUGAAUGUCUGGAUAACAAUGGAGGGUGCCAGCAGAUUUGUGUAAAUACCAUGGGCAGCUACGAAUGUCAGUGCAAAGAGGGCUUUUUUCUGAGUGAUAACCAGCACACCUGCAUUCAUCGCUCCAUUGAGGGUAUGAACUGUAUGAACAAAGAUCAUGGGUGUGCACACAUCUGCCGGGAGACACCCAAAGGUGGGGUUGCCUGUGAAUGUAGACCUGGCUUUGAACUUGCCAAAAACCAGAAGGACUGCAAAUUAACCUGUAACUAUGGGAAUGGAGGCUGCCAACACACCUGUGAUGAUACAGAUACUGGCCCUGUGUGUGGCUGUCAUCAGAAGUAUGCCCUGCACUCAGAUGGCCGAACCUGCAUUGAGAAGGAUGAGGCUGCAAUUGAGAGUUCUGAGUACAAUGCCACGUCAGUAGCUGAUGUGGACAAGCGGGUGAAACGGCGGCUACUUAUGGAAACAUGUGCUGUCAAUAACGGAGGCUGUGAUCGGACUUGCAAGGAUACCGCGACAGGGGUACGCUGCAGUUGCCCAGUUGGAUUUACCCUGCAGCCUGAUGGGAAAACGUGCAAAGAUAUUGAUGAGUGUUUGGUAAACAAUGGUGGCUGUGACCAUUUCUGCCGAAACACGGUUGGCAGCUUUGAGUGCAGCUGCCAGAAAGGCUAUAAACUGCUCACAGAUGAAAGGACCUGCCAAGAUAUAGAUGAGUGCUCCUUUGAACGGACCUGUGACCACACCUGUAUUAACUACCCUGGAAGCUUUGAGUGUCUCUGCAACAAAGGCUACACCUUGUAUGGACUGACACAUUGUGGAGAUAUUGAUGAAUGCAGCAUCAGCAAUGGUAGCUGUGACUUCGGGUGUCUUAAUACCAUGGGGAGCUAUGAGUGUGUCUGCCCACCUGGGAAGAAACUGCACUGGAAUAAAAAGGACUGUGUUGAUAUGCUGAAAUGUCUCCCAAAUGCCAAACCAGCUCCCAAGGCUCAGCUAGUAUGCAGUAAGACAGGAGGCAUAGAGAGCUGCUUCCUGUCAUGCCCAUCCAAUACUCUUUUUGUUCCAGACUCAGAGAACAGCUACACGCUGAGCUGUGGCGUCCCCAUGCAGCACAGCAAGGUGCAGCCCAGGCGCAACUCCACACUGCCCAGCUGCUCAGAUUCCCUAGCCCCUCCAAUUAAGCAGAAAGCUCGUUUUAAAAUCAAAGAUGCAAAAUGUCAUUUACGGCCUCGCAGCAAAGAAAAACCAAAAGAUUCUGGGAAGCAGGCUGUUUCAGCAGGUCAGUUCUCCUGUACAGACAACUGCCAGGUGACCUUUGUGAACUUCAAGUGUGAUUCCUCCAAGAAAAAACGCCGAGGUCGCAAGUCACCAUCAAAAGAAGUGUCCCAUAUCACUGCAGAGUUUGAAGUGGAGAUGAAGUCUGAAGAAGUCUCAGACACCUGUAACAUUGACUGUGUUCGGAAAAGGAUGGAGCAGAAGCUGCAAACUGCAAUCAAAACAUUGAGGAAAUCUAUUAAUAAACAGCAAUUUUACAUUCAGUUUUCUGGGACAGAAUAUGAAGUGGCUCAGAAGCCAGCUAAAGCUACUGAAGGGCAUGAAGCGUGCAGUACAGGGCAAGUACUGCAGGAUGGAAAAUGUGUUACCUGCAGCACGGGCACCUUCUAUAGCGGAGAACACAACCAGUGUGUCCCAUGCUUGCCAGGAACCUACCAGGACACAGAAGGCCAACUCACCUGUGAGCCUUGCCCCAGCAACGAUGGCCAGGGAGUAGCAGGUGCCCGGAAUGUCUCAGAAUGUGGAGGGCAGUGUUCUCCUGGGCACUAUUCUUCAGAUGGUUUUAAACCUUGUACAGUCUGUCCUCUUGGUACCUAUCAGCCUGAACCAGGAAGGACCCUCUGCUUUCCCUGUGGCGGUGGGCUUGUGACCAAAUAUGAAGGUGCUGUUUCCUUUCAAGACUGUGAAACCAAAGUUCACUGUUCUCCUGGACACUACUACAACUCCACAACACACAGAUGUAUCCGGUGCCCUGUGGGAACAUACCAGCCUGAGUUUGGUCAGAACUACUGCAUCACCUGCCCUGGCAACACCAGUACAGAUUUUGAUGGCUCCACCAAUGUCACACAUUGCAAAAACCAGCACUGUGGAGGAGAACUAGGGGACUACACUGGCUACAUUGAAUCACCCAACUAUCCUGGAGACUACCCAGCUAAUGUGGAAUGUAUUUGGAAUAUAAAUCCACCCCCAAAGAGAAGAAUACUCAUCGUAGUACCUGAGAUAUUUCUCCCAAUUGAAGAUGAAUGUGGCGAUGUUUUAGUAAUGAGAAAAAGUGCUUCUCCUACUUCAAUUACUACUUAUGAAACCUGUCAGACCUAUGAGAGACCUAUUGCAUUUACCUCAAGAUCAAGGAAACUCUGGAUUCAGUUCAAGUCAAAUGAAGGAAACAGCGGCAAAGGAUUUCAGGUCCCCUAUGUGACUUACGAUGAGGAUUAUCAACAACUAAUAGAAGACAUUGUUCGAGAUGGCAGAUUAUAUGCAUCAGAAAACCAUCAAGAAAUUCUAAAGGACAAGAAACUGAUUAAAGCUCUCUUUGAUGUACUGGCACACCCUCAAAACUAUUUCAAGUACACAGCACAAGAGUCAAAAGAAAUGUUUCCAAGAUCGUUUAUAAAGCUACUGCGAUCAAAAGUUUCCAGGUUUCUACGACCAUACAAAUAGUCUAGUGGUAUUCAAUUUUUGGUUACUUUGCAUUUCUGUCAAUUAUUGUCUUUCCUCCAUAGUAGAAACAUUUGCUAAUUUGAAAGCUCUUUUUUGCAGAAUUUGUUCACAAUUGUUAACAAAGAACACCUAUAAUGUUUUGUAAUUGUUAAAAGUCAAUGUUCUGAAUGGGAUUCUUACUACAAAAAAAAAAUUAUGCAUCUCUUAAGUACUUCUAGUUGUAGAUCCAAAUUUGUGUCUGCACUAAUGUAUCCUCACUUUUCAUCUGAAAUCUCCCUAUGUAAAAAUAUUCUUUCUAGCUUUUUAUUUUUCAUCAACAAUAACUUUUCUCAAAAAAGGAGGAAUCUAUUCAAAUAUUAAACUACCUGCAGAUAAGUUCUGUUAUAGAAAGAAGUAUGUAGUAGAAAUAAUACUUGGAUUUUGAAUUGCACUUGAAGUUUAUAUUUGAAUCCUUAGAAGAAAACAAAACAAUCUCAAUUUUGUUAUUUCCCAUUUGUGGCUUGGUGGAACCUCUGUCCAAGUAGAAAUCAAAAAGGAAAAAAAAAGAAGGAAAAAAAAGUAUAAUUUUAUUUUAUUAAUUACAUGAGAUUCAGUCCCAUGCCUAAUGUCCUAAUGUUUUUAUCUGUCCUCUUCCAAACUUCUUCAGAGGUCUGCCACUGUCAAUUACUUAAUUGAAACAGAUUUAGCUCUGAAUUUCCAUGCAUCAGUCGGUCCCUUUAAAGACAUUUACAAUAGGAAAUGUGAGAAAUGAGCAACAACACUAGUCAUCUUGGUUUUCUUUCCAUUAAGAGAGCAUCUAAUUAAGUACAAUAUAUAAAUAUAUAAAUAUCUACUUCUAUUUGUGGGUACAUUAGUAAUGUUAUCUCUAGUUACUGUAAAUAUUAUUCUUGCUUAAAUCUUUACUCCCAUGCACCCUGUUUACUCAUAUCUAUAUGUAACUUUGGGUAGACAAAUUACUUCUCCAAGUGCUUGUCCCUUCUAUUAACACCAACUGAAGCCUUCUAAGGUUUUAUAAUACUGGAUAAUGGUUUACUCUGGGACAAUCUCUUUCAAUAUGUAUUAUUCCAGGAAAAAUAGCAUCAGUGGAGAUGCAACUGCUGCCCAGUAAAGGGUCAGCUGUUGCCUCUCCCUUUCGCUGUGGAACCCCCCACACGCAGACCAACAGAGUCACCCUCAGGACAACACACAUGGGAGGAACUGCUGCUGGACCUGCUGUCUCUAGAACACUGGGAACACAACUGUGUCCAAGCCCCAGAAUUCUCAGAGGUUCAGGGGUGAACAGGACAUGGUUUUGCAGAAGAGUUAGAGGGCAGGUUCUGUGUUUGCAGAGACCUGGCUCUCCCUUUUAUCCCAGAUUUGUAGCCACAGUGCCCAUCAAGCACAGGAACUGCAGGAGAGCUUUAGCCUUGUGCUCAGGCCCUGCUCACAGAGCGACAGUGGGUUUCCCAUGAUGAUAAAUCCUGUGUUUCCUGCUGUUUCCUGGCACAGAAUCUAAAUCGAAUGGGAGGGGAGCCUUUAUUUUGUAUUAGUUUUUCAGCCUCUUUUCAGUCCCUUCCUCUUGUGUAUCAUUUUCCCUUUUGAUUCUACAAGUUUAUUAAAUGGAGAAAUGAACUCUUCUGGUAGCAUCCUUUCAGAAAAAGACUAACACACAGUUUUGCUUUGCUGCAUUUUUUUUGCCUGUCUAUCCUGUAGUUUAGCACAUGUUUGGAUGUUCUUAAAGACAUGUAUUAGGGGUGGUUGUGGUUAUCUUCUGACACUUUCUUUUUGUCCUUGAACAAGUACUGCUGAAAUUUACACAAUUGGUUUCUGUUGACUACAAGUGGUUGAAUAUUCCAUUUCUAUGAGAACAUGCCUUAAGUAUUCUGUUGAGUUUUUCUACUUAAGCAUCUUGUAAUUUUGCUUGCCUUCUUUCCUUUUCUGUUGAAGAACAUAAUUUUUUUCUUUCUUUGCCUGAACAGCCUGACCUUACAAUCUAACUUUUUUUUUUCCCACUCAUGAACCUCAGAUCUUUGGUGAGCUUUCUUUUUAACAUAUACAUUAACCCUUGUUAAAAAAAUGUCAUUCCCCAUAAAAGUCCUUUGUUAAAGGCUGUUAAACCUAACUUUUUCUUGAGGAUGUUAAAACUACUUUUAUUUAUGAUUCACCAAGGGUCACUGAAAAGAACAAGUUUUCAUUAAUUUUUUCUUUAACAGUAGUCAUUUGUACAAAAAAAAAAGUUUUUAAAAAGCAAAAGUCUUUUCAGGUACUCAAUUAUGCAGGAGUAUAUAGCUGAGAAACUACUUCAUCCAAACAGUAGUUUGAAUUCUGAUAAAUUAUUCAGAGUUUUAUUCAGAUCCAUUAGAAUGAGUCAGGAUUGCAGCCAUUCUACUGAAAGAUAAGAAGGAAAAUAUAUUAAAAAUAUGGCAAAAAAUAACUUCCUUACUUGUCAAAUGAUUUACAGUGAUCUUUAGUAUUUCACAUUGAGUAAGCAAACUUCAGAACCUGGUACUGUACACUGAGUUUAGUAAAAUCCUUGCUAAAAUUUUUGUUUAAUAACCAACAUGUUUGGAUGUAAUACCAUUGUAUGACAGUGAUGCCAGACUCCAGAAACCACUGGCAGUACCGUUAACUUCUUCCAGGAUCCUAGCUCCAUGGGAAAUCCAGUGCCAGAGAAACCAUAAGAGGGACAUGUCCCAAUUCUGGCCACUGACAGUGGGACCUCAGUAGAGCUGUGAGAGGUGAAUGCAGGCAAGAGAAAUUGCAUUUGGCUCUGGCACCACUUGCCCUGACUUAAAACCACACUACAAAAAAGCAGGGUUUUGUCCAGUUCAUCCUGACAGACAACCUGAGAAUGAGGCUGAUAUUCCCCAGAGCCACAUCAGGGCAGGGACUCCACAGUCAGGACAAAGCACUUGUGGACUUCUGAGGCAAACACAGGCUUUGUGUUGCUGAAGGAAGAUGCUGAAAGAAAGAGAAUAAUUUGACCCUCAAAAGUUGACAUUUAAAAGCUUUGGAACAUAGAGGGGGGUCAUAUCUGAUAUAUUUAGAAAAUGAGUCAGGCUUGAACGCUUGCCACUCUGCAUAGAAAUGCUCUUGGAUGUACAAAUUUCUAAUGAAAUAAAUAAUGACAAGUGGUAUAUAGAGCAGUCUGAACUGGUUUCAGUUGAUUUGAAAAACAACACAGAAUUUUUAUAUCAGCUCUAGAAGUUAAAAAUGCUUUGUCUUUCAUACUAGAUUUACAGUUAGAGAAGCUGGUUGUCUCCAAAUAGGAGGUGAGUUCAGCUCUUCAUCUGUUAGUGUAGGAUAUUGUCAAAGUCAGCAAACCUGUUGGUACUACACAAUAACAGCACAACAACAAAGAAUGUUUCCUUCUACAGACGAGACCUACACACGUUUGGGAAUCAAAAACCGUACAAGGAGAAAUACAGCUGCCUUUAAGCAAACCAGCUUUGUAAACAUGGCAGACUAUAAUAUUUUAGCUUUUACCCUGAAUGUGAAAUACUUCAUUUGAACAUACCAAUAAAUACAGCCCUGUAUCUGUUCUUACAGAAUUGCACAUUGUCUGCAGAACAGGUGUAACAACAUAUUUAUGUCUUAAUACAGGUAGACUGAAGAAGUGCCCAUUUCUGAUUUCCCAAUUCUGUGGCACAAACAGGGCUCUUUAUUUUCAUUUUGCAAAUGCCUGUAUGCUUAAAAGCUGCACCUGCAGCACUUACCAUUUUAAGCCUCUCUUUCUGCUUUAAAUACUGCACUUAUUUUUAGUGAGGUGGUGGUGAAUCAUCCCUAACCGUUCUCACAGGCCACCAAAUCACUGCCUGCACACAUGCUGCAGUCCAGGACACUGCAGCAAUCACAAGUUGCUCAUCAAGCUGUGAGUUGUGCCUUGAAAGUGCUGAGGACACAAAGGUGCCUCUUGCGUGUCAUUUGAGCACAGGGAGCAACAGGAUUCUGUGUUCAGUGCAUUGCCACCUCUUCUGCCACUGCAUCUUGCCUUCAAUAACACGACUUACCCUGCCUGGAGAUUGAGCUCACUGAAACUGGAUUUAAAAAUUCUGAAGUCUUUCUUUCAUCCCAUAUUCUUGCCCUGUCUUCCUUCUUCCAUCAUACAUUAGAUCUUUACCUAAAGACCAACUUUUCAAAAGAAAUUUAUUUCCUCAUUGUGCCACCCCCAUAGAAUAAAGUUAUGACUACUUAAGAUUUAGACUAAUCCUUUCUACACAGCAGCUUCAUUCUAGAGUAAGCUUACUUAAAACUAGCUUCUCUUGUAAGCCAGGUUCAGUUUAGUUUAAUUUUAGACUAGCUUAAAUAAAUACAGGAUUGGUCAGAGGACUUUCAGAGGGUCCACAUUCUGAGUUGUCAGCAGGUUUUCAAGAGCACAGCCCACCUGAAAUCCUGUCUGUGAGCAGAAUGCAAGGAUGCUGCCACAUAAAUGAGAAACACCCUUUACAUGUGUUCAGCAUUCAAAAGUACAGUCAAACCCCACCCUGUGCCUUUUUAUAAGCCUGCCCAACACAUUCAAAUUUCUCAGAUCAGUUUUACCUAUAAAAAAACCAGUUUUAAUCUUGCAGAUAGCACGUUAGGAACUUCAGGAGCAAAAGUACUGCUGUGAUUCUUAUAUAGGGUCUGCUGACAGGUGUUCAACAGCAAAACUCACCUGCUCUGUGACAGUUCCCAUGUCUGGACUCUAAAUAUCUUUGAAUACAAAGAUACAAAACUUAGCUGGAGCAAAAUCCUCAGCAGCUGGACCCAGUGGCAAAUUUCUCAGCCACCUCAGGGGUCUGGAUGAUUUCUUAAUGCUGGGAAUGAGUGACACACACAAUUCCUUAUAUCUGUAUCAUGAGUUCAAGGAGUUGCAUUUUUUCCAUAGUUUAAAACCACCAAUUGACAGGAAUGGGAGUAAUUGGAGGAGUUCUUACAGAAUCUCAGUACUUUGGGACUUUAAGGAAGUCGUUUUCUAGAAUGAAAGACUGUUGUAAGCACUUGAGAAAAUGAAUAUUUUGUCUUCCAGAAGAAUUUAUGGAAGAAGGGAAAUUUCUAUAAGGUACUAUGAACUUACUCCUCAGCAAGAGACUUGGAUUCAGAGACAAGUCUUGUGUUUUAUCUCUCAUCUGAAUAGAAGCAGAGUGGAAAAUAAACAAUGUCAAAAAUUGUUAUCUAAGGAUCUGAAUAUAUACAAUUCCAGUUCGUUAUUUCAUUUAUUUAUUCUUUCAUCAUAAAGCUUUUAAUCUAUAAAAUUAAUAUGUAAUAUACAAGAGUAAAAUGUACAGAAGUACCUUUAGAUCUAAUCAUUUAAACCAUCUGUAUUCAGAGAGCAGAGAUAACAAGUUUAAAGAUAUACAAACAAUUGCAAUUCAAUUUUCUCAAUAUCUAGAAAAAAGUGGCUUUGAUUAAUUAAACGUUAUUUUAAUUAUUGUGAAAAUAUCUUUUUUAGAGUUUGUUUUUGUUACUUUCUUAAUUAAAAUUAUUUUGUAAAUAUUGUUUUCUAUGUUUUAUAACUUAGGCCAUUAAUUUGCAUUGAGAGCAGCAGGGUCUCAACAUGUUGAUUACAAAGAUACUUUAGGAGACUGAGGUGGAUGUGAGGCAGUUGCCAGAUUUAUCAUUCCAGAUUACAGAGCCUCUUAUUUCUUCAGUCUCACUGACAUGACAGGAAGAGUUUUCUGGGGCACUUUAACAUUCUAAUUUAAACAGAAUUGACUAUCAAGUGUCAUUCUAAAGUGCUUCCCACUUUCAUAACAUAAAAAGAAUAUGUAUUUUAAAGUUAGUGCUGGUUCUUCUUCUAUUGUUAGGAUAAGAAACAACACAGAACUCAGAAAUAAAAGGAAUUUAAUAGAUUACACACAUGCAUAGUGGAAAGACAAGGAAAGCUGUGGGAUCUCUAUGCUUGUAGGGAGCAGUGGAAGUGAUAAAACCUCACAUUGGAUCAGAUCACAGAGGCUUUUUUAGCCAAAACCACUAAGCCCAGUGGUACUUUCACCUGCAAAGUACCAUUAAAAAAGUUCAUUAUGAUCAUAUCCAGCACCAGUUUAAGUAGGAAUUUCUGGCAGGCUGGAUUUCAGGAGGAAGCACACAGGAUGUAAUACUGGUUUCUACAUCAAUUUGCUUCAUGUAAACCACUGCACAGGAGUGAGAUUUUAAACUAAACUGUUGUAGAUGCUGCUGGGACUUCUAAGCUUUAUUACCAAUGUAAAUUGUGUACAAACAACUAUUUCCAUAUGAAAUGUACAAUAAUAGUUUAGAGCAAGGGUAGUGAAUAACUGCACAAAAUUUGAUUUUGAUUUAGAAAAUAAAAUACAGUGCUAAGCUUUACCAAUAUUUUAACAAUUCUGUCAGAUUUAUAGUAGAAAAUGUUGUUGUAAAUGUACCUUACAAGAAAAUACAUUUCCUUUUGCCUUUGUAUAUUAAUAGCUUUGAUUUCUAUGUCAAAGUUAAAAAUUAAGCAUGUAAUAAAAUUUUUGUUAAGAUCACUUUCAUAUUAAACAUAAAAUGGAAUGGGUA
Messenger RNA from Passer domesticus (house sparrow), 13264 nucleotides. RefSeq names its product signal peptide, CUB domain and EGF like domain containing 1 (gene SCUBE1). The transcript has 27 exons. Gene Ontology annotation, cellular component: cell surface. Gene Ontology annotation, molecular function: calcium ion binding. NCBI's taxonomy places the organism in Eukaryota, Metazoa, Chordata, Aves, Passeriformes, Passeridae. The coding region runs from base 4043 to 6790 and encodes 915 amino acids. Gene Ontology annotation, biological process: signal transduction. The record is from RefSeq and is a predicted model, not a curated record.